This is a messenger RNA of Moneuplotes crassus, 1838 nucleotides long. Lineage: Eukaryota; Ciliophora; Spirotrichea; Euplotida; Euplotidae. The record is from the annotation of a GenBank genome assembly.
AAUAUAUCUUCAAGCCAAAUAUGGGUAAUAUUGAUUCAAGAUACCAAUUUGAGCACGGAAAUGUGUAUCUCCAGACUGAUAAGGCAUAUUUCGUGGCUGGCGAACAGAUCACAGGUAAUAUUUACCUCAACUUGAGCAUGGGAUUUCCAGCAGCGAGCUUGGAGAUCCAAGUUGAAGGAAAAGAAAAGUGUAAAUGGGUUACUAGAGAGACAAAAGAGAUUAAAGAUGGAGAUUCGACAAAAACUGAAUUCGUUGACUUUUGGCAUAAGAAUGAAAGGAAGAUAAUAACCUAUAAAAUUCCUGUCUAUUAUUUCCCUGGUGGAAUGGCCCCAGCUGGACAGUAUACUUUCCCAUUUUCAUUUGCAUUACCAUCAAAUCUCCCAGCCUCAAUUUAUUAUUGAGGAUUUGAUAAAGCAAGUGCUUUCAUCAAGUAUAAGAUUAAAGCAGUUUUGGAACCAAUAAUUGGACUGACAGUAAAGAAAAUGAAGUUUAAACAACCUCUCGUGAUUCGUCAACCUGCAAAUGUAAGCGCCAUGGCUCCACUUCAAACAGACGAGCGUAAUGUAUAUGCUUGCUGCUGCUUUGGAAAUAAGGGAGUUGCAAAAAUUACAACUCAAUUUGAGAAGGAUGGAUACUGCCCAGAUGAGACUUGCAGAGCAAUGUGAGAUGUAGAUAAUUCACAGUGCAGUGGAGAAAUUAAUAAUAUAACUAUCAGAUUAGAGCAACAUGUUGAGCUUAGAUCUAAAGAUGGCCUCACAUUCACAGAUAAGAGAGUUUUAGAAUCUAAAGAAUAUGAUGGUCUCGCUGCAAACUCCAACACUGGAGGGAUGAACAGAUUCUUAGAGCUCAGUCUUGCUGGUAUUAGACAGCAAGCCAGACCUUUUGAUGACGUGAAACCACUCAGUGCUGAUGAUUUAUAUCUUGCUGAAAGAAUGCAGCCUUCUUCUCACGGAAACGCUGUAAAAUUAUGGUAUACAUUGACCGUGUUUUGUAAUUAUGGUACAUGCUGUGCUGAAGAGCCUCAUUGUACUAUCCCAUUAACUAUUACUCCACCUCCCCUGCCUAGUUUCGGGCAAGUCCAAGCUCCAGCAGGAUGGUCUCCAACAGUUUUCAAUACAUUUGAAUUUAAUUUACCAGGGCCUGGAGAAGUUUUAUCAGCAGCUGCAGCUACUGCAGCACAAGUAGCCCCUGUCUCUGGAAAUAUAUCUAUUAACGUUGGAGGUAAUGCCCAUGCUCAUGAAGAAGUCAAGAUGCAAAUGAACAUCCCAGCACCUAAGAUAGGACUCUCCAUCGAUACAGAUAAAAUAAAUGCUGAGGUUCCUGUUCCUCCUCCAGUUAGUGUUGAUAUAAAUACUAAUAUUCCUCCUCCAGUUGCUAUAGACACCAAUAUUCCUCCCCCAGUUGCUGUAGAUGUCAAUAUCCCUCCUCCAGCUCCAGCAAUGAACUUCGAGGUGACUGGCAACACUAUGGCUGAGCCAGACCAAGUCCAGAUGAACAUGAAUAUGGGAGGUAUCGGCAUGAAUGUUGAUAUGCAAGUCGAAGGUAAUGCUACUUAUCAUCAAGAAUCAACUGUCAACGGAGUUACCACCAGCGUCACCACUCAUGGCGACAUUCCUCCACCCUCCAUGGGUGUCGGAGCUGACGUCUCGGUUGGUGCAGGCGUUGGAAUAGGCGGUGGCAUUGGAGUCGGAGGCGGAGUCGGCAUUCAAGAGUCAGAUGAUAAUGUCGAAGUUCAAGCCAACGUUGGAGUUCCAGGAAUGAACAUGGGAAUAAACAUGAAUAUGGAUGGAUAAUUCAUUAAUUUUUUGAGAUAGAGACAAUAAAAUGAAGUUUGAUUU